Clonostachys rhizophaga is the source of this 891-nucleotide messenger RNA. NCBI's taxonomy places the organism in Eukaryota, Fungi, Ascomycota, Sordariomycetes, Hypocreales, Bionectriaceae. The record is from the annotation of a GenBank genome assembly.
AUGAAGGUACUUUGGAGCAGAUUAAUCCGGUUUCAAGCCGCAGAUGGCCGAGUUCUGCGAGGAGAACCCAUCCUUCCUCGACCAAACUUCGACUUGGGCCUUGCAACUGAAGCCGACAAUAUCCAAGCCAGAGUCAUAACGGGAGAUGAUCCUUAUGACACAACUGGAGCAACUAGAGUCACGGAAGAAUUGGUGACAGUCAAGCAGAUUCUCUGCCCACUCACGGCAAAAGAUGUCCCUAUCCUCCGCUGUGUGGGUUUGAACUAUCUCAAGCACAUCAAACAAGCAGGAAGAACACCGCCUCCAUUCCCAUUCAUAUUUUUCAAGCCCACCGCUACCAUCGUUGGUCCUGAUGACAAGGUUGUCAUUCCAAAGAUCUGUCAGGACGAUCAGGCUGAUUAUGAAGGAGAGUUGACCAUCGUCAUCGGAAAGGACGCCAAGGAUGUUUCUCAAGAAGAUGCUAUGGACUAUGUGGCAGCUUACACGGUUGGGAAUGAUAUCUCCUCCCGCAAAUUGCAGCGCGAUCCAAACUAUGCGGGCAGAGUCCCUCAAUGGGGAUUUUCCAAGGGCUUUGAUACAUUCGCGCCGCUCGGGCCUUGUCUAGUCUCGAGCGCUUUGGUUGGAGAACCAAGAGACCUGCAUCUCAAAACGACGAUAGAUGGCCAAGUCAGACAAGACGAGUCUGUAUCAGACUUGUUGUUUGACUGCAGAUAUCUCAUCUCUUACCUAUCCCAAGGCACCACUCUUGAGAAAGGUAGUGUUGUUAUGACUGGUACCCCCGGUGGUGUCGGUGGUGAUAUGAAGCCUCCGAGCUGGCUGCGACCUGGGACCCGGAUGGAAGUGCAUAUAUCGAAAAUUGGGACGUUAAGAAAUGAAGUGGCUUACGCAUAA